Molecule: messenger RNA, 1715 nt
Organism: Mastomys coucha (southern multimammate mouse)
Lineage: Eukaryota; Metazoa; Chordata; Mammalia; Rodentia; Muridae
Gene: Haus2
Product: HAUS augmin like complex subunit 2
Exons: 6
Coding region: 469-1164 (231 amino acids)
Biological process (GO): microtubule nucleation; centrosome cycle; spindle assembly
Cellular component (GO): HAUS complex; centrosome; mitotic spindle microtubule
Source: RefSeq, a predicted model, not a curated record
GUGGUAGCGUCCCUGGAAGACUGGGGCUGUGACUGUACUGUCAUGGGUUUCUCGAUGUGAGGGACUGAGUGGGUGGUGAGCACUCUGUUUUGAGCCUGAGGUUAUCCCAGGCCUGUUUGUGGGAGAUGGAACAGCGCUCUGCCUUUUUUUUUUCUUCCUCUAGAACAGAGUUUCUCUAUCUUCCCAAGGCUGCGACCCUUUAAUACAGUUCUUCAUGUUGUGGUGAUCAUUUCCAUUGUUACUUCAUAACUGUGAUCUUGCAACUGUUACGAAUCCUGGUGUAAACAUCUGUAUUUUCCGAUGGUCUUUAGACGGCCCAUGUCUGGUCUAUUAAAGGGUAGUUUGACCCCACCAAAGGGCUUGCGAGCCACUCAGUUGAGGACCUCUGCUCUAAACUGUAGAGUAGGGGGACAGUGAGAAAGAAAUACUGGCAGGUACUUUAAAAAGCAUUUUCGACCACGCCUGUUAAUGGGAAUUAUUGAAACAUAUCUGGGACCCCCCGGAGUACAGAAGAACCCCAGCGGAGACUCUGUAGGGCAGCAUCUAUUAAAGGAGAUGUUAGAUAUAUCUAGGAAAAUGGCUCCUUGCUUUGUGAACUUUUCCAGAUUACAACAGAUCUCAGAUAUUCAAGCUGAAAUCUAUCAGAACAAUCUGGAAAUUGAACUUCUGAAGCUAGAAAAGGAUACAGCAGAUCUUAUUCAUCCUUCCUAUUUGGUUGAGAAAUGUGAUGUUCUACAAAACAUGAAUAAUCAUCUGGAAACAGUGCUAAAAGAGAAGCAGACCAUCAGGCAAAGACUGCUGAGACCCCAGUGCCAGGACAACUUGCCAUUGGAAGCUGUUUAUCACAGAUAUAUGGUACAUAUGUUGGAUCUGGCUGUGAUUUUCAUCGAGAAAUUGGAAACCCAUCUUGAAACAGUUAGAAAUAGCCCUCAUUUAGAUGCAAACCUACAGAAAGUGAGCAAAGCUUUAGCCAAGAUGGACAUUUUGGUGAACAAGACAGAAGAACUGGCAGAGAAUAUACUCAAGUGGCGAGAACAACAAACAGAAAUUUCCUUGUAUAUCCCCAAAAUGCUAACUGAAGAAAGUCAUCUUCAUGAACUUGAUAUAGUAUCUCCUUUACCUUUUUUUUCUAAGACUCACACUGAAACCUCUAAUGCCAAGUGAUGCCAUCUUUACUUUUGAUUAAUUAUAUGUAGUCAAAGAAGUUCGUUUCUAGAUUGUUAUGACAGGGAUAUUGAUAGGUUUUGUUGCUAGCAACACAAAAGAGCCUUCUUAAUAUUGGAAUAGCAGAGCCAGGAAGAUGUCUCAGUGGGGAAAAGCUCCUGCUUCAAGCCUCCCAAACUGAGUUCAGUCCCUGGGAUCUACAUUAUCAGAAGGGGAUCACUGAUUCCCACAGAUAUUCCAUCCUAUGAUGUCCACACAUGUGUCAUCAUAUGUAUGUGCCUAUACACACAAAAAUAGAGAAAUAAAAAAGAGAGAGAGAGAGAGAGAGAGAGCACAUUGAUCAGCUAUGGGGCUGGUGAGUUGGCUCAGUGGAUAAGAGCACUGGCCGCACUUCCACAGGUUCUGAGCUCAAUUCCCAGCAACCACAUGGUGGCUCAUAACCAUCUAUAAGGGGAUCUGAUGCCCUCUUUGGCCUGCAGAUGUAUGUGCAGCAGAGCACACACAUUGAAUUAAAAAAAAUAAAAUUAAAAUUAAAAAAUGAUCAACUAUAU